Messenger RNA from Nicotiana tabacum (common tobacco), 1525 nucleotides. RefSeq lists its product as uncharacterized. The record is from RefSeq and is a predicted model, not a curated record. NCBI's taxonomy places the organism in Eukaryota, Viridiplantae, Streptophyta, Magnoliopsida, Solanales, Solanaceae.
CUUUCCUCUGUAACCCCAUCAUCUCCCUUCAAAAACCAACGAUAACCAAAUGCAAAUCCUUGUCUGAACAAAAAAACCCACCACCCCAACUACCCCCAAAAUCAAUGGGUUGUGUAUCUUCCAAACUCUUCAGAAAUGAUUUCAAACAAGAAAUUCUAUGCAAAAAUGGUGAAGAUUACACUCACCAUAUUGUGUCCUUAACUUCAAGUACUUAUGGUGCUUUAAAUCUUGAUAAAGUUCAAAACUUUACACAAAAUCCACUUCCUUGUAUUAAGGAAUGUGUUAGAGAAGUCAAGAAAUCGCCACCCCGCGAUGUAUCUCAUGAAGUUAUUAAUACUUGGGAACUAAUGGAAGGUCUAGAUGAAGAAUUAGUAGUUCCUAAUUCCAAAAUUAGCCCGAAAUCUCGAGGUUUUUUACGUGGUUUUGCUGAUAUCGAUGCUCGUAGUAGCCCGUUAAAGUUCUUGAAUCAAAUGAGUUCUCCUCGAAAGUUGAAGAAAUUUGGAGGUAAAGAGAAUAAAGGAAAGGCUAAUGGAGUUGGUAAUUUUGUUGGUCGAUCGGAUUUUAGCCCGAAAAGUGUCUUGAAAGAAAGUAAAAAAAUGCAGCAAAGUCCAUGGAAAAUGACACCAAGAUUGAGAAAUUCUAAGCAGGAGAGUCCGAAUGAGUUGAAAUGUGAUAGUUUGAAGGUUGAUUCUGUUGUGAUUUCGUCGAGGAGGAGAAGUCUAAGCCCUCUAUUCGAUCCACAGCUCGUGGCAGCAUUCGAGAAAGAACUAUCCGAAGAAGAAGAACAGAUCAAGACAAUGGUUUCUGUAACACCACUUUCGCGAAAAGCUAGGAAUUCGCAGGAAGCAGAAUCUAUGCUUGAAUUAUUCGACGAAAAAUGCCCCCCGGGUGGUGAAAAUGCAGUUGUAAUUUACACAACUACAUUAAGGGGUAUAAGGAAAACAUUUGAAGAUUGUAAUACUGCUAGAGCGAUACUCGAAUCGAAUGAUAUACAGAUGUUUGAGCGAGAUAUAUCGAUGCAUUCGGGGUAUAAGGAGGAAUUGAGAGGGCUAAUGGGUAAAAAAGAGGUGAAGGUUCCUUUAGUAUUUGUGAAGGGAAGGUUGAUAGGUGGAGCUGACGAAAUGGUGAAGUUGGAGGAGGAGGGUAAAUUGGGAAUUUUACUCGAUGGGAUUCCGAGGGCGGUCGCUGCCUGCGAGGGCUGUGCCGGAAUCCGGUUUGUUAUGUGUAUGGACUGCAAUGGAAGUCGCAAAGUGAUGGCUAAGGAUGGGAAGAGUACUGUCAAAUGUGGAGAGUGUAAUGAGAAUGGUUUGAUCCAAUGUCCUAUUUGUUGUUAACUAUGAUUUGUACUAGUAGUAUAUUAGUAUCAUUUUCUUAAUGUGUUGGAGGGGGAAGAAAAAGAAUCAAAAAGGUAUUUAACUAGGUUGCAUACCAUUGUCACUUUGAUUGCAAGUUUGUAUUGAAAUGGCUAUAAAAUCAAUUUGUGCUCAUUUUGCUGCUGAAUUAUGUAUGGAGAAUAGCUAUGUUG